Messenger RNA from Stegastes partitus (bicolor damselfish), 3561 nucleotides. It is a transcript of the gene slc22a17, whose product is annotated as solute carrier family 22 member 17. The transcript is spliced from 9 exons. Lineage: Eukaryota; Metazoa; Chordata; Actinopteri; Pomacentridae. Gene Ontology annotation, molecular function: transmembrane transporter activity. Gene Ontology annotation, cellular component: membrane. Bases 1 to 1743 code for a protein of 580 amino acids. The record is from RefSeq and is a predicted model, not a curated record. Gene Ontology annotation, biological process: transmembrane transport.
AUGACGUCCCCGGACUCGCCGCCGCUGGUCUCCCCGUCCCCGUGCCCCGCUCCCCCUCCGUCCCUGCCCUCCUCCCCGGUGCCCUCCUCCCCGGCGCCGUCCUCCUCCUCCAUCCCCGCCCCGCCCUCGCUGCCUCCCACGGGGGAGGUGAUGGUGCUGGCGCUGGGCAGGAAGAAGCAGAGGGUGCUGAUCGCCCUCUCCAUCCUGCCCAACCUCUUCCUGGCCUUCCUGCUCUCCUCGGACCCCCUCAUCACCCUCUCCCCCCACCACCACUGCCACCUGCCGGGCCCGUUGCCGUCGCCGGAGGUGCUGAACGCCUCCCUGCCCUGGGAGAAGGGGGAGCGGCCCGGGGACAGCGGCGGCCCGUCCCAGUGUAAGCAGUACGCCAACGGCAGCCAGUCGGCCGUGGUGGACUGCGAGGCCGGCUGGGACUACAACGUGACGGAGGGGCUGAAGAACAACAUCGUCACCGAGUGGGACCUGGUGUGCGCUCAGUACUGGCUGGUCCCGGUGGAGGAGGUGUGCUUCAUCCUGGGCGUCCUGACCGGCUGCCUCGGCUUGGGCUACGCCGCCGACAGGUUGGGCAGAUCCAAGACCCUGCUGACCUCUCUGACCCUGUCGGUGGUGUUCGGCGUGCUGGUUUGCGUCUCUCCGUACCCGUCGAUCUUCAUCGUCAUGCGUUUCUGUCUGGCUGCCGCCAGCGCAGGAGUCUAUCUCACUCUGUACAUCACCCGCCUGGAGCUGUGCGAGCCGUCCCUCCGGCUGGUGGUGACCAUGCUGGCCGGGCUGAUGACCGUGGCCGGGGAGCUGCUGCUGCUGGCCGUGGCCCUCGGCUGCCAGUCCUGGAGGGGCCUGCUGGGAGCCGGAGCCGCCCCGUUGACCCUCUUUCUCAGCUACGGGGUUCCCGGGGUGUUUCCAGAGUCUCCUCGCUGGCUGCUUCUGUCCGAGCGAUCCGCCGACAUGAACGCGUUCAGCGAGAGGAGGAACUCCAACAGAGACGUGAGGGACGACGAGAGCUUCACAGAGCUGGACUCGGAGCCGGCCCCCUCCUCGCGCCCCCACCUGUCCUUCCCCGAGCUCUUCCACAGCAGGAACAUCUGGAAGAACAUGUGUGUGCUCGGCUUCACCUCAUUCAUCUCUCACGGCAUUAGUCACUGCUACAGCUCCUUCCGCGGUGACGUCAGAGGCACCGCCCCCAGCUUCUACUGGACCUACCUGCUGUCUGUGUGCGCGGGGGGCGGCGCCUGGCUGUUGCUCUGGGCGACCGUGGACAGGUGCGGUCGCCGUGGCAUCCUGCUCCUCGCCAUGACGAUGACGGGGCUCGCGUCUUUGAUCCUCCUGGGGCUCAUGGAGUAUCUCAGCGAGACGGCCAUCACGGUGUUCUCGGUGCUGGGUCUCUUCUCCUCUCAAGCCACCGCCUCCCUCUGCAUCCUCUUCACUGCAGAGGUCAUGCCCACCAUCAUCAGGGGUACCGGUGUCGGCGCCGUGCUGGCUCUGGGCUGCGUGGGCCGCCUCAGCUCGCCGCUCAUGGACCUGCGGAACCACUACGGCUACUUCCUGCACCACGUGAUCUACUCCUCCCUGGCCCUGCUGGCCGUGCUCUCCAUCCUGCUGCUGCCCGAGAGCAAGAGGAAGCCGCUGCCCCAGACGCUGGCCGACGGGGAGCAGUACCGGCGCCCCCCGCUGGGCCGGAGGAGGAGGGACAACGUGCCGCUGCUGGCCACGCCGAACCCAGAGACCUAAAGAGAGCCUGCGACGGCGGGACGGACCGGGCUCGAACCGCUCACCUGGCAGCGGGAACAUUCACAUCUACCAUGUUCAUGCGGAGGAGGAGAAAGCAAUACUUGGAAAGAAGAGCAGGAAGAUGGAGAGAAAAGGGCUGCAGCUGAUCUUGGUGGAGAGACGAUGCGGGACGGUGCUGAGAGGGAACGCUUCCUAACAUAUCAUCCUCUAGUCAUUCCAGAUGUGGUGGGUUGAGCUGCCACCGGCUUCACCUUUCCUCUGUUUCCUGCCAUUCAGACGUGCUUCUGAACUCACACAGCGUUCAUCUGCAGAAGCCUCCAUCUCUUCCUGGCAGGUGCUCUCCCGACCAUAACCCUGAGACUCACCAGCACACACUGCUGCUGCUGCUGCUGCUGCACGCCGUCCUCCAUCCCCAGUGCGUCCGCCGUAGAGAUGCUAGCUGCUUACUAUCCAGACCGGACGCGUCUCGGAGAAUAGUCGUGACUCACCCUUAGCAUUUGUCUUAACCUGCGUUGUUUUUGUUUGUUUGCUGUGUGCGACGACACAACAAGCGGUUUUAUAUCGUCUGUCGUAGGACUCUCCCAUCGCCAUGCGAGGCUGGACCACAGCUCUCAGACAUCCGUCGUACCAUUGGAGAGGAUUCGUGGCUGUUUGACGCCUUGUAAAUACGAAUAUAUAGACUUAGUUUCUUUAACUUUUUGGGGCAUUUGAGUUUCGUUGGAGCUGGAACCUUACAGUACAGUACGCUAUGCAGUGGGGAGGCGGUGAGGAGCACUUUGAAUCCUUCUUCUUUUUGGUUAAUUUGACCAAAGUCUUCAAAUUUAAGGGACGGUUCUACGAAUCAGCUUUUAUUACGUUUGGCUAAAAAAAUUAAGCUGAAAGGCCUUUAAUGAGAAAAAGUGUUCAAAUUGUGUAAAUCCACUGAGUCUGGCCUGGAGCCAGCCAUAUUUAUACCUUAUUUAUGUUGUUAUUGAGCAUAAUCAGUAAAUUAUCCAGAGGCCUGGCAAGUAUUGAGCUUAUUGGGGUUGAGGCGUCGCGGGUCAGAUUAACGGUGAAGCUGUUGACCGUCACAACAUUCCUAUCUGCAUGUUUGGAAGCACUGAUGAAGGGCUUGUUUUUUCUCUAUUUCCUCAGAAGCUUAUAGUCACUCAAUACCUCUAGAUGACCGGUCUGAGCUGCAGGAGGACAGACGGGUAGAACGCCGUGACUUGUAUUAACAGGCACAUAUAUUUUUGUCGGGUUUGUGAAAGAGGUCGUCUGUAAUUUUAGCUGAAUGUUUCUGGAGGAGAGGCGGGCCUGGUGAUCCGGCUCCCGCGAGGAGCCGCUGAGGGCCCCGGAGCUCCAGAUCCGCCCCCGACUCCUCCUCGGCCCGCACCGUGGAGGCUUUCGUUUCUUCGUAGAUUAAUUUUUUGUGUGCUGGGUGACUUUUGGAGACUUUCCAAAGCAUGUCAGUUCAAUAGAAACGUGUGUGACCGUGUGCUUGGGUAAAUCUUUUUUUAUUUUUUAACAGCUUUCAUGGGUGCAGGUUCCUGGAGGAGGCGGGGGGCCUUCGAUCUGGACUCUGAGGAGUUUUUAUGAAGGACGCUCGCCUUUACUGACGGCUUCUUUCUCCGUCGGUUUGGGCGGAUUUCUCUUUUCCUCUGUAUGUUGCACUCAGCAAGUCUUAACACUUAUACACUGAUGAUUAUUCUCACUACGAUUAACUCGGCCUGAGUCAUGUUAUGUCUGACAGCACUGAUGACCUGUCCAACCAUGAGUGUGAUGCAGUAACUCUAUAGCCUGAUUUCAUGUAAAAUAAAACUGGUUAAAUAAAUCAGG